AUGUCGGAAAGCGGAAAACAUGGAGGGGGAAAAAGGGAGGAUCAGGGAGGUGGAAGAGGAGGCGGAGGAGGACAGGGUCUGGACCCUUCCCAUGGACCCCUUCUCCCUGACCUCCGGCCCUCUCCGCCCGUGACGGAGGGUCCUACGCCCCGCCAGCCCGCCCACAGGAGGCACCUCCCGCGGGGCAUCGUGAUCCAGCUGACGGGCACGGAGGGAAAGUGGGACAGCCUGGACGACGGCGAGCUCCUCAUCUCCGGCCUCCACCCCGACGACGAGGACCCCUGCCCCCUCAUCUCUCUGUCCACCGAGGGGGAGGCCUCCCCUGAGGAGGGCGAACGGGAGCCAUGCUCCAUGGCCUUCCCCUUCCCUCUCUCCCCGUCCUCCCCCGACUCUCUGGGGAGCUGCUCUCCCUCCUUCGCCACGCCGGCGCCCGGUCUGUCCAGCUUCCUCUCCCCGGGCCCGCCGUCGCCGACGCACCGGCCGGCGCCAGCCGGCCUGGUGAAGUCCCUGUCCACGGAGCUGGAGCUGAAGGAGGGCUCCACGCUGAGACCCCGCCCGCUGCUCACCCUGGUCAAGUCCAUCUCCACCGAGCUGUCCCGCUCCGAACCGGAGGUGUCCCAGUCCAAGUCCGACUCCCGCCUCAACCUCCACCUGCUGAAGCAGCUCACCCAGCACAAGGGCCGCGGCGGCGGCGGCGGCAGGGACUCCCGCACCGCGCCCCCCUCCCCCGGCUCGCUCUCCCCCAGCGGGGAGGGCCCGAGGGGGAGCUUCUUCAAGCUGGAGCUGGAGGACACCAAGAAGAAGCUGUCGGAGGCCAUGCAGGAGCCCCUCAGCAGCAUGUUCAGUAAGAUGCGGCGGGACGAGAGCAGCGGGAGCCCCAAGCACCAGUGGCGAGCACCGCAGGGGGCCGGGCCCUCGCCGGGGCGCGCGGAGGGGACGACGGACCCGGGGGCCUCUCAGGAAUCUCCGUUGAGGAGUGCGAAGAGAGCCGACACGAUGGACCUUCCUCCCGCCUUCGACUGGCCCGGCGUUAGGCAUCCGAGGAGGGGACGCCACGAAGCAUGCCCGGUACACCACCACCGCCGCCACCCCGUCAGCCGGCCCAACCACAGGGACGAGGGACUGGAGGUAUGCGCCGACGCCGUGCGAGUCAUCGGCGUGGAAAACCAAAGGAGAGAAGAUAGCGCUCCGGCUGGGUCUCAGCCCUCUUUCAGUGCCGCGAUCAGGACCGAUCCCCCGGCCCCGGUACCGGCCAUGAGCCUGCUGUGUGUGGCCGUGUUGUCGUACUUGUACUUCACGCUCCCGCUGGGCCCCUACCUGUCGGGUGCGGGUCUGGGGCUGGCUCUGGGCUUCCUCCUGGGGCUCUUUCUCCUCAGCCUAGGCUCUUCCAGGUGUCGGAGACCACCCCCCACAGGCAGACGGAAAACUUCCCUGUUGGGACUGGAGAUGGGAGCCGGGAACGUUGUUGCCAGCACUGAGCCUGAUGUCCUCAAGGGUUGGAUGAAUGAGAUGCAGGAGUACGACCCGGAAACCUCCCACCCGUCUCUGAUGGCGUCAGUGUUUGCCUCCCUGGAGGGCUCCUCCCUUUGCCUGGAAUCCCCGCGGUGGAACAUCAGCCGCUGGGCCCGGUACGAAGACGACACGCCCCACGCCGGCAGCUUCGUCAGAAGGCGUACUUUCCACCUGGUCAACAGCAGGGUGUCCCUCCUGCCGUCGGUGCUGGCCCGUAAACGGGCGUGGAACCCCAAGUACCCCAUCUGCAUCCAGCUGGCCGAGGGAGCCUCCUCUCUGGGAGGGGGGGAGGCGGUGUCCCCCGAGCCCCAGGAGAGCCAGGGGUUAGGGGAGCCUGACCCGGUGGACCCAGUGACCCCCAACAGGCAGCCCGGCCAUGGCUCCCAGCCUGCGCCGCACCCUCCCACCACGCUCUACCUCUUCGGCCGCACGGGACGAGAAAAGGAAGAGUGGUUCCAUCAGUUCCUGUCCGCGUCCCUUGACGGCGCAGGACGAGAGAGGGACAGGUGGAAGAAGCGGGGGGAUGCCAGACCUGUGAACAGAGCGGAUGACCUCUCAUCUACCUCAACCCUGCAAAGCCUAAGUCCCCCAAGUCAGGGCAGGGUCAGCUGCGGCGCCAGCAGACAGGGCAGCGCUGAGGAGGACGAAGCCCUUUCUUCACCUCCGGUCCAGCAGCAACAUCAUCAGCAUCUUCAUCAUCCCACCCCGCCCGUCUCUGCCCCAGGCCCCCAGACCUCAAGCGGCUCCAUUGGGGGGCUUUCCCUGCUGGACUACCCCAGCUACAUGGCUCGCCUGCUGGCCUCGGCGGAGAGGCUGAGUCCCCUCCCCAGCCCCACGGCCGCAAGCAGUGCGGAAACAAGUCCCACCGCCGUCGGGGACAGAUGUACCUGCGAUCUCCCAGAGUCCCCGGCGUGGGCGAACGCGCUCGUCGGUCGGAUCUUCUGGGACUUCCUGCGUGAGAGGCUCUGGUCCGACGCCAUGUCCCGCAAGAUCCAGAAGAAACUGAGCAGGAUCCACCUGCCCUACUUUAUGAACGAGCUGACUCUGACGGAGCUGGACAUGGGCUCCUGCAUGCCCCAGAUCACGGCGGCGUCCGGCCCAGAGGUCAACCAUAGAGGUCUGUGGCUGGAGCUGGAGGUGGUGUACACGGGCGCCCUGCAGAUGACCCUGCAGACCAAGUUCAACCUGUCUAAGCUGGGCAAGGAGGGCAGCAGUGAACCGUGUUGUCCUGACAUGGGCCUACAGGGGUUCAGACCCAUCCUGGGGGUGCUAGCGGACAGCGAUGAGGAGUCCUCCAGCGCCGGGUCCUCAGACGAAGAGGAGCUGCUCCUCUCCGAGCCUCAGGUUGCUUCUGGCGACAGGGGAGGCCCCCACCUCACUGAGGGAGCCCCGGGAGGCCGGAAAGGGAGGAGGAUUUUGAAGUUUGUCGACAAAAUUGCCAAAUCAAAGUACUUCCAGAAGGCCACUGAGAACGAGUUCAUCAAGAAGAAGAUCGAGGAGAUGUCCAACACUCCUCUGCUGCUUACCGUGGAGGUGCAGGAGCUAUCAGGAACCUUGGUCAUCAACAUACCACCACCCCCGUCCGACAGAAUAUGGUACAGUUUCUGUAUGCCACCCAAGCUGGAUCUGCGGGUGCGUCCCAAACUGGGUGAGAGGGAGGUGACCUUCUGCCACGUCACUGAGUGGAUUGAGAGGAAGCUGCAGCAGGAGUUUAAGAAGGUUUUUGUACUUCCUAACAUGGAUGACAUCUACGUGCCACUGAUGCAUUCUGGGUUGGACAGUCCCCUAGUGUCCCAGAAGCUCUCCCCUCAGUCUGAACAGUCUCCUUUCUACGUGGACUCCAUGGAGAGAGACCCAGCAGAGAUCACUAGGGCAGAAUCUCACUAGUGUCCAGAAGGAAGUGUUCUAUCUCCAUCAACGAUUUUCAUAUACACAUUAUUUAAUGUCUAAAUGUAUUUUUUAGAUUAUUUUGUAAAAGAUAAAGGGAUUUAU
This is a messenger RNA of Gadus chalcogrammus (walleye pollock), 3504 nucleotides long. It is a transcript of the gene tex2l, whose product is annotated as testis expressed 2, like. NCBI's taxonomy places the organism in Eukaryota, Metazoa, Chordata, Actinopteri, Gadiformes, Gadidae. Bases 1 to 3399 code for a protein of 1132 amino acids. Gene Ontology annotation, molecular function: lipid binding. The transcript has 11 exons. Gene Ontology annotation, cellular component: endoplasmic reticulum. The record is from RefSeq and is a predicted model, not a curated record.